Molecule: messenger RNA, 2096 nt
Organism: Chiloscyllium plagiosum (whitespotted bambooshark)
Lineage: Eukaryota; Metazoa; Chordata; Chondrichthyes; Orectolobiformes; Hemiscylliidae
Source: RefSeq, a predicted model, not a curated record
AGGGUGAUCUCAAAGGCCCAGAUGUCAGCAUUAAAGGUCCUAAAGUUGAUAUUGAGGGACCCGAGGCCAAAGGAAGUGGUUUCAAUAUUUCAAUGCCUACCAUGUCAUUGCCCAAGGUCAAGGUUCCUGACUUUGAUUUGAGUCUUAAAGGCCCAGAGGUGAAAGGUGAACAGGAUAUUGACCUCCCCUCUGCUGAUAUAAAGGGUGACAUCAAAGGACCCAAGGUGGACAUAGAUGAUCCUGAGGCUGAUAUUAAGGGUCCCAGUGGAUCAUUCCACAUGCCCAAAUUCAGAAUGCCCAAGUUUGGAUUCGGUAGUGGUAAAGUAGAAGGCCCCGAUGUCAAUAUUGAUGCAAAUCUUCCAGCUGGAGAUGUCAGUCUAAGUGGUCCAAAGAUAGAAGGUGAUGUUGAUGUACCUGACGUAGAUCUAGAUGUUGGUGGAGGCUCUGGUAAAAUCAAAGGCCCAAGACUUAAAAUGCCAGAUUUCAAUAUAUCAGGACCCAAGUUUGAAAAGCCAGAUUGGAAUUUGAAAUUCAGGGGCCCAAAAGCCGGAGCAGAUGUCGAUGUCCCAGAUGUUAAUCUCGAGGGUGAUCUCAAAGGCCCAGAUGUCAACAUUAAAGGUCCUAAAGUUGAUAUUGAGGGACCCGAGGCCAAAGGAAGUGGUUUCAAGAUGUCAAUACCUUCCAUAGGAUUGCCUAAAAUCAAGGGUCCUGAUUUUGAUUUGAGUCUCAAAGGCCCAGAUGUGAAAGCUGACCUCCCCUCUGCUGAUAUAAAGGGUGACAUCAAAGGAGCCAAGGUGAAUAUAGAUGUUCCUGAAGCUGAUGUCAAAGGUCACACUGGAAAGUUCCGGAUGCCACGGUUUAAAAUGUCUAAGUUCGGAAUAGGUGGAGGGAAAGUAGAAGGUCCCAGUAUGAAUAUUGAGACCAGCGUUCCUGCUGCAGAUGUCAGCCUAAGUGGUCCAAAGAUAGAAGGUGAUGUUGAUGUACCCAAAGUAGAUGUAGACAUUGGCGGUGGAAGUAAAAUCAAAGGACAUAAGUUUAAAAUGCCAGACGUUAGUCUUUCAGGACCUAAAGUCAAAUCACCUGACUUUGAUGUCAAGCUGCAAGGUCCAAAGAUCACUGGAGAUGUGGAUGUCCAUGAUGUUAAUCUCGAGGGUGAUCUCAAAGGACCAAAUGUGAAAAUUAAAGGUCCCAAAAUGGAGGGACCUGAUGCAAAAGGAAGUGGUUUCAAUAUUUCAAUGCCUUCCAUAGGGUUGCCCAAGAUCAAAGCUCCUGAUUUUGAUUUGAGUCUAAAAGGCCCAGAGGUAAAAGCUAAACAUGAUAUUGACCUCCCCUCUGCAGAUAUAAAAGGUGACAUCAAAGGUCCCAAGGUGGAUAUAGAUGUUCCUGAGGCUGAUAUUAAGGGUCCCAGUGGAUCAUUCCACAUGCCCAAAUUCAAAAUGCCCAAGUUUGGAUUCGGUGGUGGUAAAGUAGAAGGCCCCGAUGUCAAUAUUGAUGCAAAUCUUCCAGCUGCAGAUGUCAGUCUAACUGGUCCAAAGAUAGAAGGUGAUAUUGAUGUACCUGAUGUAGAUCUAGAUAUUGGUGGAGGCUCUGGUAAAAUCAAAGGCCCAAAACUUAAAAUGCCAGAUUUCAAUUUAUCAGGACCCAAGUUUCAAAAGCCAGAUUGGAAUUUGAAAUUCAAGGGCCCAAAGGCCACAGCAGAUGUCGAUGUCCCAGAUGUUAAUCUCGAGGGUGAUCUCAAAGGCCCAGAUGUCAACAUUAAAGGUCCUAAAGUUGAUAUUGAGGGACCCGAGGCCAAAGGCAGUGGUUUCAAUAUUUCAAUGCCUUCCAUGUCUUUGCCCAAGAUCAAGGUUCCUGACUUUGAUUUGAGUCUCAAAGGUCCAGAGGUGAAAGGUGAACACGAUAUAGACCUCCCCUCUACCGAUAUAAAGGGUGACAUCAAAGGUCCCAAGGUGGAUAUAGAUGUUCCUGAGGCUGAUAUUAAGGGUCCCAGUGGAUCAUUCCACAUGCCCAAAUUCAAAAUGCCCAAGUUUGGAUUCGGUGGUGGUAAAGUAGAGGGCCCCGAUGUCGAUAUUGAUGCAAAUCUUCCAGCUGCAGAU